AUGAACCCCUUCUCGGUCGUGUCACACAUCCAAUCCAACCUCCCUUCGCUCUCAACCGCCCUCCUCCAGCGAAGGAAGUCCGCCGUCGUCAACGUUGUCGUCCAAUCUAGUCCUCUUACCAAGACUGCGCCUUCAACCACUACUACCACCACCACCACCACCACCACUCGCACACACCCUCUCUCUCCCCAUGGUCCCACCUCAACCACAACCACAACCAUCGUCGAAGAGCAGAACGAAGAGCAGGAGCUGACUGAACAGGCACCAGCUGCAAUUGUCGCUUCCGUCCCCAACAAACCCAGAAACAACCCGCAGGCCAUCAUCGGUAACUUUGAUGGUGCAACCGAGGCUGAAAUGGAGGCUAAAAUCGAACCCGCGAUGGUGAAUUUCAGCACAGACCUGGGCUCCAAGAACUUGAACCGACAUAGCAUCCACAUCAUGCCGGUCUCCACCCCUCCUGUUGUUGCGGAGGAGAAGAACCUGCAGCGCAUUGCCCUUCGUCGACACACCUCGUUCCCUACCCCCAACACCGUCCAAAGCUCUCCCGCCAACGACAGCAAUGGUCUGCCUGAAAGGGCAGCCUCGCUCGAUGGUUAUGACCGUGCCAAGGUCCUGAAGUCCUCACCCUCCGAUGCUGUCCAGGCUACGACCAUGAUUAGCCAACCCAGACGUUCCCACCUUAGGCACAACCGAUCUUCGUCUCUCCCUCUUUCACUUGUCGCUUCUGCCCAAUCCCCUCGUUCGCCAGCCACAGUACCCACUCCCCAUGCGCCAGCUUCGUUGCUGUCUAAUAUACCCGCUGUAGAUUCCUCAAUGGUGGAGAGCGAGGACGAUAGCGAGGAGGAUUCUGAGGACACUGUUGAGGACUCUGAAGAAGACUCUGAGGAAGACGGAGCUGAAGAACACCCGGGGGAUCAAGACCAAUCGAACCAGCCCCGGUCUCAAUUCGGAUCUGUCAGCGAUCUUGCUGGUGCUGUUGCUGCCCCAGCAUUGGCUGCCGCAACUCUUGGCAAGGAAGCCGUCAUUAUCACCCCUCCAGCCUCGCCCUCCCUCAACGCUGCUGCCACCGCUGCCAAGGCACCGACCACUGUUCCUGCCCGUGCCCCUGCCCCCAUUGUUGUUGCCCCUGCUCUUCCUUCACCUCCUACUUCUUCUCCUCCCUCCCCAUCUCCCAGAAAGACAACUUUCACAUCCUCCACCCCUGCACCGAUUAUGGCUGUCUCUCACCAAAACUCUCCAAGCAUACCACCAUCAUCUCCCAUCCACUCUGUCACCUACGUUUCCCCUACCACUUCCUCGACCACCACCACCUCGAAAACCACCACUACAACUACUACCACUUCAACAGCAACUGCAUCCCCUCCUUCGGCUGCAUCAGUUCCAUCGCCCGUCUCAAUAGUAACUCCUUCGAUCCCUUCGACUCUCUCGACCCCUCCUUCAGCACCCACUCCUGUCACCACAGCUGCAGCGGCCACACCUCCUGCUUCCUCCCCAUCGACAGCCUCUUCAUUCCUCUCAGCAUGGCAGGGCCGGUCCCGCGCCAUGAUGCCCACGAUACCCCGCCCAUCGCCCAUGAUGCCCUUCCGUGCCGCACGCAAGGUCGUCAGCUCUGUGACGACAGCAGGUACUGGCCUCUUGCCCACCAAGGAGCAGCUGAACUCGAUCCCUGUUGCGGGUCGUAUUCUGAGCCACCCAGUGAUGGACUCGACCUUGUCCUACAUUGCGGAGAAGGCUUCAGAGCGAGGCAUCGACUUCCACGCCUUGACGGGCGGUAUCGACCCCAAGAAGUUGAUCCGACCUGAGGAUGUUCCUUACCGCAAACUGAACAAGACCAUGAUCCACCAGGCCAUGACUCUUUCUGUCCUUGCUGUCCAGAAGGAGGAGUUGUCCAAGGCUAUGGAUGAUGAGGAUGGUGAUGAUGCCUUUGAGCUCUACUUGGCUGCUGUUAAUACUCUGAUGCACUCUCUGCCUUUCGAAACAUGUGAUCCACUUCGCCGGGAAGCCCUUGAGACCCAGCUCCGCUCCUUCCUUGACCAGCUCUGUCAAAAGGACGACCUCAUUGAGACUGGAAGCACUCCCAAAAGGCUGCGUCGUCGUCGCAGGAGAAGACAUCGUCAGCACCAUGACCAAGCCACAUCCUUGAUCCAUCAGCACACUCAAGAGACUACCGCUGAGCCCACGACCUCCCAGGGCCACCAGCGCCGUCAGCAGAUCCGCCAAAAGAACUUGCAGCGGGAACAGCACAUCAAGCAACAGCAGCUGAUGGUGCAGCAGCAAGCCUUGGAGAAACAACAGCAGCAUGAGCAGAAGGAGAAGAGGCGACAGGACAAGAAGAUUGCCGCUGCCAUGGCUGCCGCCGCUGCCUCUCAGAAGCAGCAGCCUGGCAAAGCGUCUGCGCCCGCCCAACAGGACCGCUCUGCCGCUAAGAAGAGCAGUAAGCGCUCGUCGCACUCUCGUCGUCGUCAGGCUGCACAGUAUGCUCAGCAUCCUCAUGAGGGUUAUGAUGACCAGAACAACAACAAUGGAGGCGGCUUGGGAGAUACGAUUAUUUCGACCGCUGUCCAUUCGGCCAUCCGCCUUAAGCAGUCGCCUAUCCCCGAUGUCGUCAAGUCGUGCCUCCGCACCUCCAAGACCAUCUUCAACAAAGUUGACGAGCGAUUCCAUCUGCAAGACAAGGCCUGGGAGCUGUCCAAGAACUCGAUCGAGAAGGCCAUGGAGCUCGAUGAGCAAUAUGCGAUCCACGAGGUCGUCACCGAGACUGUCUUUGCCACCCUCACGGGUUUGGUCAAGGCCGGGAUCGCUUAUAAGGAGUCGCCCAGCUAUACUGCCGUCCGUGCCGCUGCAUCUGAGAACAGUAAGAUUGAGGCCGCUCCGCCAGUGCAGGUCUUGGAGUCUGCUACUUCGUCGAGGUCACUUCACCCCCAGGGCGCUCAGCUGUCUUCCAAGAGGUCCUCCAAGUCCAAGAAGGCUGCCGCUGCACUGAAGGAGAAAGAGAAGGCUGCUGCUGCCGCCGCCGCUGCUGCUGCCUCCAGGUCGUCGAUCACUUCUCGAUGGACCCGUCGUCCCCAGAGCGUGGUGGUCGAGAGCGAGGCCAGCUCGGACUCCGAGCAGGAUUCGGACGACAGUGAUUCGGAUUCGGACUCGGACUCUGAAGUCGAACAGCAGAAAACGAACAAGACCUAUAAGAACAAGCUUGCUUCGUCUUCUGCCUCGUCGUCUUCGUCUGCCUUCUCAUCUGGAUCAUCCUCUUGUUCGUCCACAGCUGGCUCUGGGGCUGAGAACGACUCGGAUUCGGAUUCGGACAACGAGACCGUCGAGUUGAACCACGAGACCUUGCGGCCCUCAUCCAUCUCACGAGGUGGCUAUAGACACAGGGAUACCUCUAAGCUGCCUCCUCCCCCACCUUACUCGGAACAGGUCCGCGAGAAGAUUGAUAUGUUUAUGGCGCUCAAGGGCGCUGCCUCCCUCCUGGUCGGCAGCCUUUAA
Messenger RNA from Linnemannia hyalina, 3486 nucleotides. The record is from the annotation of a GenBank genome assembly. Lineage: Eukaryota; Fungi; Mortierellomycota; Mortierellomycetes; Mortierellales; Mortierellaceae.